Molecule: messenger RNA, 6483 nt
Organism: Phyllopteryx taeniolatus (common seadragon)
Lineage: Eukaryota; Metazoa; Chordata; Actinopteri; Syngnathiformes; Syngnathidae
Gene: il16
Product: interleukin 16
Exons: 24
Coding region: 82-4569 (1495 amino acids)
Biological process (GO): induction of positive chemotaxis; leukocyte chemotaxis
Molecular function (GO): cytokine activity; CD4 receptor binding
Source: RefSeq, a predicted model, not a curated record
CCCUAUCCAUUAGGCUCUGGACCAGGAGUGAGUGGUGCACUGGUUCUCCCAGUGCACACACAUAGACACACACUGGCAGCCAUGCCUCAAAGAUACUCCCACCAGAGGAGGAAAGCCAGCACAGCUGCUGCGAGGAGGAUUGAGAGGAGAAGCAGGGACCAGCAGAAGACUAAGAACAACAACCCAAACAGCAGCCAUAACCACCGUUCCAAGAAGCUCGCCAUGCUCUCCAGGUCGUUGAUUCUGUGUCACUCUAAGACCAACGAUGACUGCCCCAGUUCAGAAGGGAAGGAGACAGGCGGGAGGGAAGUGUCAGAGGAGAGAAGGACAUUGAGUUCAGGCUGGAGGACACAUUUGGCCACGGAGGAUGAAACAGGAUACAGGGAUGUAGCAAUUGGACACUGGUGGGCACAGCAAUCAACCUUGGAGACAAGAGGAGGCACACUGGCUGACACACAGCUGCUUCACACCACCCCCUUAAGUGAAAAUAAAAAGAGCUUGCGGAAAUCCUUUAACAUCAAGGAGAGCAGUAUUUGGAAGAUGUGUGUAGCCACAAGGCCAACAGAGGAGGUGUGCAUACCACAAAUGGCAGACGACUGCGGCCAGACAGAACAUAAUGUGGAGCCAAGAAGAAAUGGAGGGGACGCAUACAGAGGUCCCAACUUCCUUAGCCAAGACAAGCUGGCACCUUUUAACGGACAGUGUUUGAGCAGCAGUGCGUGGAGGGAAGAGGGUGGAACAAGAAGCAUGCAUAAUAGCGCUUAUAGAGAGCCAUUUUCACCGUGUGAAGACUCUCUCCGUCCGCAUAUACUGACCACAAGCCUACAACAUCCAUCUCUCAUUUCCACGUCACAUCAGCUAUCAUUGCCUGCAUACAUAGACAAAGAACCUAUGGCCAACAACAACCAUCUCAAGUUGCCUAUUUCAGAGGUCAAUGAAGAAAGUUGCGGGGAGACAGAACCAUGUCAGCAGAGCCCACCAGGACAGAUGAGCAGCAAUAAGACACACUCCAUUCCACAUAGCGUUCAUCCUUACUGGAUUGGGGAUUUGGACAGCAUCAUUAUGAAGAACCCUGACAUGUAUACCAAUGACCCACAUGGGAAUGGUCAGUUGUAUGGGAACAGAACUUCCCUAUCCCAGCAACUGGACUUUUUACACAAUUCACAUCAGCCUGUUCGCCCAUUGCGCUCUCUGAGCUCUGCCCAGCUGGCCAAUUCCUUCAGCAAAACUCAAGCCUUCAUUAUCUGUAACAUUGUGUUGAUGAAGGGCCAUGGCAAGGGUCUGGGCUUCAGUAUCGUCGGUGGGAGAGACAGCAUGUAUGGACCAAUGGGGAUUUAUGUCAAGACAAUUUUUUCUGGUGGAGCGGCGGCUGCUGAUGGAAGACUACAAGAGGGUGAUGAGAUACUGGAGCUCAAUGGGGAGUCGCUGCAUGGUUUGAGUCACGAUGAUGCCCUCCACAUGUUCAAACAGAUCAGAAAGGGUCUAUUGACUCUGGUGGUGAGGACUAGCCUGCGAGUGGGGGCCUUGUGUGGCCAGGCCCAGGUAGUGCAGCUGUGCCGAUCACGCUCACUCAGCUCCACCACCAGCAUGGCUAGAAUCAGUGAGGACCUGGGAGAUUACAACUACAAAGUUUGUAACAAUUCCAGAGUUACUGUUCCUUGUUCACCUGCUAAACCAGGAGACCGCAUCAUGAUGGAGAUCAUUCUGCAGAAAGAAGCCAGUGUUGGUCUUGGUAUUGGACUGUGCUGUGUUCCAUCCACUGACGGAUGUCCUGGAAUCUACAUACAUACCUUAUCGCCCGGAUCUGUGGCACACAUUGACGGAAGACUUCAGUGUGGGGAUGAAAUCAUGGAAAUCAAUGACACUGUGGUUUACAGCAUGGUACUGAAUGACGUCUACACAGUCCUGAGCCAAUGCGCACCAGGUCCAGUUCAGAUUAUCAUCAGUCGACACCCUGACCCCAAAGUAUCAGAGCAUCAGCUGAAUGAUGCUAUAGCUCAAGCUGUGGAAAACAGCAAACUGAGAAAGGACAAGAGCCAAUGGAGUAUUGAUGGAUUGCGAAGGUUGGAGUCGUGCUCUCAUGGCCGGCCGAGAUGCCAACUUUGUUUGGAAAGGAGCUUCAGUCACGUCACAGCUCGUCGAGUUCAAAAGUCCUUGACUCGCCCCUGCAGUGACAACACCAACAACCACCACCACAACCUGGACCUCAACAGCCACAACUUUCCCAGCACACGUCAUAACCCAACAGCCCGUGUCUACAGCCUAGACACACCAAAGUCAAUGACAGAGACAUGGUCUGACAACAGAUUGUCUGUGCCUGUGUAUGCUGACGAUGACUACAAUGUUCCAUUUAACUCUCCUGUUGCCAUGUCCAGUCAGAAGACCCUGGAUGAGGCAUUCAGGGGCAAUAAGGAAGAAGAACAAAUGAGAAAACAGUCAGAGAGGAGCAGAGAAGACUUCACUUUGGAGGCCGAGCUGCACACAGGUGGAUCAUCAUCUGAGCGUUGCUCACAGUCAAAAAGAGGAGCUUUUAGGAGGCAGGCACAAAUUGGACACGAGCUUCAGGAUCCCUGGAUUCGCCUUGGGGACAGUUCCCCUGAAGAUUUUAAAGAAGUCAGCGACCUACCCCCCUUUCUCCAUCACCCUGCAGACAGUGCUCAACCAGUCAGUCUCUACCUUAAGCCUGUUACAAUGAAAAAUGAAGAGAACAUGCCAGAUCUGAAUUGCAGUGCUGCUGACGGGGCCUCAGAUUAUUUGUCUAACCUCCCCACUGAAGAUAAAUGUGAGAUCUCCACAGGAUCAAAAAAGGGGCCUCCAGUGGCACCCAAGCCUGCUGGCUUUCGCCAGAGCCUGAGAAAAAUUCGACAUGAGCAAGACCAGAAGGGGCAGUGUGAAUCUGGAAAACCAAGGCAUGCUGUAGGCUUCUAUAGAAGCUUCAAUAUGAGAUUUGCCUCAUCUGUUGCCAACCUGUCCAUUAAAGACAAAAUCCAUUCAUUUGAGACUUUUUCAACUCCAGACAGUCCAAAGAAAGUGGACAAUAAGAGGCAUGUAGUCCCAUCUACCUCGUUUCCUCUGACGGAGAGCGAUUUAGACCGAAAAUAUGGAAGAAACCAAAAUGACAUCCCACAAGAAAUCCAGGCAAACCAGUCUGCAUUUUCUGUGGUAACAGACACAUCCGUGUCCCCCUCUUCUAUACCAUCGCCCAAUCUAGAAACUAGUGGGACAAAAAACAUUCCCAAGGCUGAGUUUCAAUCUAGCCAGUCAUCUAUCGAUCAACUGCCUUCUCAGACAGAUCCGGAAUCUGGAACAAUAUUUUCAAAUUCAGUUUCAGCCCAAAAUGCCUCGACUAUCCUACCAGCCGGAGAAUUGCUAAUUACUCCAGUAGCAGAUUUACAGAAAGUCGAUGUCAGCGGGUCUGCGGGGUCAAAAGCCUUCUCCACUCCAUGCCUCACCUCUGUGGGAUCCAGACAUGCCAAAGGGGGGAGUUCUCCAGAAAUGACAGAAGAGGAUAAAGGAGAGAAUCAAAGAGAACAUUGUAACUUGACCACAAGUGACAGUCUGUCGACAGACAGUACCGCUUAUCGAGGCCUGGAAGAAGAAAAUUUUGGUAAAAUCCUUGCCUUUAGUAACCAGGUAUCGCAAGCAUUGAUGCGGACCCUUCCCAUGCCGACUGACCACGGUCUGGUCUGUGACUCCCCAAACCUUUCAGAGUUCACUGCUGUAGCUGUAAUAAACCCUCAUGAGUGUGAUCCCAUUUCAGAUGUCACUGAUACAGGAUUUUCUAUUAGUUUGGCCACUCUCAGAGCUUGUACCAUUAAGUUGGGGGAGGGAGGACCCCCCCAAGAAGAAGUAGUUCCCUCCACUUGUGCACAGUCAGUCAUCUCAGCCAUCCCAUCAGCGGAAGUACAGAUGAUGAUCAAAGAAGUCAGAGCUCUGGACGAAGAUUCGCUGAAGCAACUACAAGACAUCCAUGUUGUGAUUCUGCAUAAGGAGGCGGGAGCUGGAUUGGGCUUCAGCAUUGCUGGAGGCUGUGACCGGGAGAACAAAGCUCUUACAGUCCACAAAGUGUUUCCCAGCGGCCUUGCCACACAAGAGGGCACUAUCCAGAAAGGAGACGAGGUGCUGUCUAUAAACGGCCAAGCACUCCGUGGCGUCACGCAUGCGGAUGCCAGUGCGGUACUGCGUCAGGCCCGCGCUCUAGAACUUGCUGUGGUGGUUGUCUGCAAGAGAUCAGAGGAACGGAGAGAAGGCAGGAGUGAGGAGUCCAACUUUGGAAUGGAGGAGCCAGGUACUUUGAUAAGUGUGGAGUUGAAGAAAGCUGCAGGUGGAUUUGGCUUCACUCUGGAGGGAGGAAAGGGUUCAAUACAUGGAGACAGACCUUUAUUCAUCAACAGGAUCUUUAAAGGUGGAGCAGCAGAGCAAUGCAAUCUUCAGUGUGGCGAUGAGGUGUUGCAAGUCCAGGGUACCAAUUUUCAGGAUAUGACACGCUUUGAGGCCUGGAACAUGAUCAAGGUUUUACCUGAUGCGUCCAUCACGGUGGACAUCAGGAGGAGAAACACAACCACUUGAAGCUCUUACACAUGAAGAGGACCAACACACAACAAUGUUGUAUUGUAGCCAUCAAACUCAUGGAAACCACAUAGCAGCAGAGGUGCCAAGUAACAAAGUACAAAUACUUUAUGACUGUACUUUAGUCGAUUUUUCUGGUAUCUGUACUUGUGUAUUUAUUGUUCAAAUAUCUGUACUUUCUAAUCCUUACAUUUUAAAAUUGAGCUUGUUAAUUUCUAAGGUUAGCCACAACACAGUGUAAAAGAAGGGAUGUGUAGCGAUGUGAGUAUUGCCCAUGUUUCGCCCGUGUCAAAAACACUGCCUGAUCAAAAAAAUUAAAGUGAUCAUUCAAUCUGGCGUGUGUGAGGGGGUCUUAGUGGUUUCUCCCAAAACAAUGUAUUUUGCGGAACCGAUCGAUGAUCGGCAAAUUAUGACAUUAAAGCCGAUCAGCAUACAAUGCUAAUUAUCGGCUGAUACCGAUCAGGCCGAUCAGUUCGGUGUAAAGUCUAAUACUAUAGAACGAUUUAUUUCUUGCAUUGAGUGAAUAAUGCUGAGGAUAAACUUACCGCCCAAAAUCGCAUUCUAAAUUGCAGUCGCAAUAUUUGUAAAAAUAAAUCAAUAAAUUGCAAUUACAGUAUUUUCCCAAAUCGUUCAGCCCUAGUCCUGAUUGAUGAUCAGGGAGUUUUAAUUGGGCCCACACUGUUUCAGGCUUAUUGGCUUCAAGUGACAAGGACUGGCUAAGUGUGGCUAAAAGCUUUAGCUAUAAAUACACGUGAUGUUGCGGCUAACUGCACACGAGUGUGGCUUGGAGAUUCUUAUACUGUUUAGCCACAUUAGCAAAAAGGUCUCGUGACACAUUGCCCACCCUGCAAUUGGGAAAACAGUCAACCUGUUCCAGCGUUAGUUUUUAUUUUAUUUUUUUUUUAAAUAGACCUUAAGUCCUAUAUAACGGGUAUCUUCCAAGGGCGGGCAUUGUCUCACAUACGCCGCCGCCACAGACUGUCCAUGGUCAGUAUUGUAGAAAGCUAGAUUGUUGAAGUGUGGCUCGCUUGCAGUAUUAUGUCACCUUUCAGCAUUAACAUAAGAUUUCAAACACAUUUCAUGAGUCAACUAAAUGUUUGAAAUAAAUCUAGCUUUUUGACUUUUAACUAUUUACUGUAUUUAACUUUAUUUCAAUAGUACAAAUACAUUUUCAUUUAAGCCGACCUGUUUUUGUGUUGUCCAUUGUUGACCUCAGAAAAAGCAUGCCAAGCAUCCAGAAAAAUCCCUCUAUGCUUUUUAUUAUUGGGCUGGAAAAUAACAAUUUUUUAAACGUAAGUACAUUUAUGUGGGUACUUUUGUACUUGUACAUAAGUAAAGGGGUGGCUUCAGUUUACCAGAGUUGUUUUUUGCACAAGUAUCAGUACUUUGGACGCCUCUGCGUAACAGUUUGUCAGCAUCUACUAUCUGCAAAGACAUCUUACUGUAAUUUAUUUCCCAUUACUAUCGUCCCUGCAAAGUUAUGGGACGACUCAGGAGUUAGUCCCGGUCCUUCUCAGUUAUGUACCUCAACAUCUCAUUGAAACUUUCAGGAAUUAUUGAUUCAUUUCAAAUAAUGAAUCUUGAUGUUGUAUAAUGACUUGUUUCAUAAAUAUUCCUGUUGCGUGUUUAGCCCUUUAUCAGUCCCAAUUUACAAUGUAAUAAAUUUCAGGGACUGUUAAUAUAUAUAAAACAAAGUGCAUUAUUUAUUAAAUACAUUCACAUUUGAAAAAAUAUCUGAUGAACCACAUGGGGGGGGGGGGAAAUGGCAAUGUUGUGGAAACAAAAAUUACUGUUUACUGUACUAAAGCAGGCCUACUUUUGUUUCCUUGUUUUUAAAUGCUUUCAAUCAUGUAAAGCACAUUGAGUUACCUUGUGUAUGAAAUGUGCUAUAUCAAUAAAUCUGCUUUGCUUUUG